Molecule: messenger RNA, 1181 nt
Organism: Tetranychus urticae (two-spotted spider mite)
Lineage: Eukaryota; Metazoa; Arthropoda; Arachnida; Trombidiformes; Tetranychidae
Product: splicing factor YJU2
Biological process (GO): mRNA splicing, via spliceosome
Cellular component (GO): U2-type catalytic step 1 spliceosome
Source: RefSeq, a predicted model, not a curated record
GACUUUACUGCUUUCUUUACAGCUGUGAAUUACAAUUACAAUUGUUUAUUUAUCUUUAAUUUAGAAAAAUUUGUUUAUUAUCAACCUCCAUAAUUUAUAAACUGUGAUUUUUAAAAGUCCAGAAUGUCGGAAAGAAAGGUUUUAAAUAAAUACUAUCCACCGGAUUUCGAUCCCAGUAAAGUUCCUCGGCUUCGCCAUCCCAAAACUAGACAGUACACUGUACGUAUCAUGGUACCAUUCAACAUGCAGUGCAAUACUUGUGGAGACUAUAUCGCCAAAGCAAAAAAAUUCAAUGCGAGAAAGGAAACUAUUGAAAAUGAAAGCUAUCUUGGUUUGAAAGUUUUCCGUUUUUAUUUCAAGUGUCCAGUUUGUAUGGCAGAAAUAACCUUCAAAACAGAUCCAAAAAGCUACGAUUAUGAACUUGAACAUGGAGCAACCCGAAAUUUUCAAGCACUUCGUUUAUCCGAACAAAAAGCUCUCGAAGAAGCCAAAGAAAAAGAAGAAGAGGUGAAAUCAAAUCCAAUUAAAUUAUUAGAGGAGCGUCAGUUAGCUUCACGUCGAGAAAUGGAGGAAUUGGAAGAAUUAGAAGAACUUAAAGAUCAAAGUGAUAAAAAAGUCGUGGUCAAUUUUGAAGAAAUUUUAGCUAAAAAGAGAGAUAAAGCUAAAGAAGAAGCAAUCUUAGAGGCUCGAAGACAAGAAGAAGAAGAUGAAGCUCUUAUAAAAAGUAUUAUGGCUGAAAAAGCAAAAUUAGCUCCGUCCACUUCUACUGCAUCUGCAACGAAAACAUCAUCAUUCACCUCAUUUGCACCGCCGAAACCGUCUACUAGCAAACAAUCUAUGAAAAGAAAGUUAUCCAGUUUAAUUAAAAUCAAGGAACCUGAUCGACCAGCUAAAAAACCAUCUGAUUGACAACUGUAUCAUAAAUGUAACUAUUGAGGAUUAAUCAAUACAACUAUAGUAAAAUUAUUUUGAUAGAUUAAUUUAUAUUGACUUACUUUUUAAUCACUUUUCAGCACCAAACCAUUUUUACCUAAUUUAAUCAAGACUUGUGAAUGGAGGAUUGAUUUAUUGUGUUGAAAAGAUCCUCUAUUGGCUUCUUGUAAAUUCAUUUCAAAUCAAUUGGAACCUAUGAAUCUGAUGAACUAUUAAAUUUGUGUGAUUAAACAUGAAGCGAGACCUAA